AUGUUUGGAUUGGUAGGAUUGGCCUCGGCACGUGCCGGGUUACAGAGAGCGCUCGGCGCCACAGCCACCAGAGUGACGGCCAUGGCCACCCCCAACGUCAUGUACACGGCCUCCUUGGCACGUCCGUUGGAGACCAUCAGAACGUUCAAGGUGAGAACCGCCGUCAAGAAGAUCUGCAAGGACUGCUACAUGGUCAAGAGAAAGGGCAGAAUGUACGUGUACUGCAAGUCCAACGGGAAGCACAAGCAAAGACAGGGCUAG
This is a messenger RNA of [Candida] anglica, 261 nucleotides long. Lineage: Eukaryota; Fungi; Ascomycota; Pichiomycetes; Serinales; Debaryomycetaceae. The record is from the annotation of a GenBank genome assembly.